UGAUUUAGAUUGUAUUGACAAAGGGUUCUCUGUUUGAUCUGGAAUAAAUAUUGUGAAUCUAUACAUCAGUGUAACGAGAAAAUAAUCUGGUUAUAUGGACCAAUGCAGUUAUUGUAUACCAAGUUGUAUAGAAGGAAUAGCCGCGGGCACAUGUCGCCAGAAUGAUAAACUGGUGACAUGACGAGAGAAGGUGUACACCAUAAUAUUAACACUGGACAAUUUUCUGGAUAAAAUGGAUAUUAAAAUGUGUAUUCAAGAGAAGAAAAUUUGAUCCAACGAUUGACUGAUCAAAGUUAUAGAUGAAGGUAUACAGCGUUAACUGUCAAUUUGUGUUCAACAGGUGUUAAGCCUAUGUUUUAUUCUGUUGCUUAGCAAUAUUCUUCUAUCAAUCAAAUCGCUCAAUUUCCAUACAGCCUAUAGAAUUAAUAGAACCAGUUGACGUAAAUACGAUACCACAGCGAUGCCGUUACCAAAUCAUAACAGUGAAAGUAAUAAGUCAAACACUUCAGUAUUGAACAAAACUGGCACAGGUAAAACACCUGCAUCAAACAGGGCACCAGGUGUGUAUCAUAUUGCCCAUGUGGCUCCAUCGGGCAACAGGAUGGGGAAUGGAGCAAGUUCUACUCACAUUGUUAUAGACGGCGAACAAAUAGAUGUGGUCAAAUUAAAACAUUUAGUUCCAGAAUUGAGGAAGGAAAUUAGGAAUAGAGAUUCAAAAAUACAACGAUAUGAAGGAGAACUUGUGGAAAAGUGCAAACAGUUGGAAGAAAAAGAUAUUGAAAUCUGUAAAUUACGUGCUGAAGUUGACAAAUUACAAUCGGUCUUACAAAUCAAAGUUCAUAAAGAUGCAGGAAAGCCGGAUAUUUUGGCAACUAUACAGGAAGAUGCAACGAUGGCAGGCCAGGAGACACGUACCAAAAAGCAGGGUGUGUCUGGUGAAAGUUCAAACGCCAAUCAAAAUAGUGAAAUAUUAGAACUAAAACACCAUGAGAAGGAUUUCAGAUCUAAGCAACUAAUUAAGGAUGCAAUUCACGACAACGACUUCUUGAAGAACCUUGAUUCGACGCAAGUACGAGAAAUUGUUGAUUGUAUGUACGAGAAAAAGAUCAAACAGGGUCACUAUAUAAUCAGGGAAGGAGAUGCUGGACAACAUUUAUAUGUAUCAGCAGAUGGUGAACUAGAGGUGCUUAAAAGUAAUAAAGUUCUUGGUAAAAUGACUGCAGGUCGGGCAUUCGGAGAACUGGCAAUACUUUAUAACUGUACAAGGACAGCGUCAGUUAGAGCUCUAACUGAUAUCCGAGUAUGGGUUCUAGAUCGACGGGUUUUCCAAGCUAUUAUGAUGAAAACUGGUUUACAACGACAAGAAGAAAAUAUCAAAUUUUUACGAAGUGUUCCAUUACUGCAAAAUCUUCCAACUGAUAAAUUGGCCAAGAUUGCUGAUGUUCUUGAAGUGGACUUUUAUCAUGAAGGAGAUUUCAUUAUAAGAGAAGGUGCUGUCGGGGAUACAUUCUUCAUUAUCAAUAAAGGAGAGGUUCAGGUAACACAGAAGAUAGCUGGAUUUGACGAUCCAAAGGAAAUAAGAAAACUAGACCGAGGUCAAUAUUUUGGAGAAAAGGCUUUGCUCAGUGAAGAUAGAAGAACAGCAAAUGUAAUAGCAUUAGCUCCUGGUGUAGAAUGCUUAACCGUUGACAGAGAAUCAUUCAAUCAGUUGAUUGGAGACUUAAAUGAGUUGAAAGAAAAAGAUUAUGGAGAUGAAGCACGAGGAGCACAACGAAUUAGUGGUGGAAGUGGUUCAGAUGUUACUUUAUCACCAGUCCGUGAUAAGAUGCAGAAUGAAUUUUCAUACAUAACACUUGACCAACUAGAAAUAGUUGCUACUUUAGGAAUGGGCGGAUUUGGUCGAGUUGAGUUGGUACAGUUAACAGCCGAUCGGUCUAACACUUUUGCAUUAAAGUGUUUGAAAAAGAAACAUAUUGUUGAUACCCGACAACAGGAACAUAUAUAUUCAGAAAAGAAAAUAAUGUCAGAAGCACGCUCACUCUUUAUAGCAAGAUUAUAUAAAACUUUUAAAGAUGUUAAAUAUGUAUAUAUGCUGAUGGAAGUGUGCCUUGGUGGAGAAUUAUGGACAAUACUCAGAGACAGAGGUUGUUUUGAUGAGAUUACUGCUCGAUUUUGCAUUUCAUGCGUAAUAGAAGCCUUUAGAUAUUUACAUGACAGAGGAAUAAUUUAUAGAGAUCUGAAACCAGAAAAUUUGUUGUUAGACAGCCAUGGAUAUGUCAAAUUGGUAGAUUUUGGGUUUGCCAAAAAAAUUGGUCAAGGUCGGAAAACAUGGACUUUCUGUGGUACGCCAGAAUACGUUGCCCCAGAAAUUAUUUUGAACAGGGGACAUGAUCGGGCUGCUGAUUACUGGUCAUUGGGUAUUCUCAUGUUUGAGCUGCUCACUGGAAGUCCUCCGUUUGCUGGGUCUGAUCCAAUGAAAACAUACAACAUAAUCCUGAAAGGAAUUGACGUUGUAGAAUUUCCCAGAAGAGUUGGUAAAACUGCUACAAUGUUGAUAAAGAAGCUUUGUCGAGAUAGUCCAGUUGAGCGAUUAGGAUACGGAAAAGGCAACAUUAAUGAGAUUAAAAAGCACAAAUGGUUUCAAGGCUUUGAUUGGGAAGGUCUACAAACUCGAUCAAUGGUUCCUCCAAUUGUACCAAAGAUUAAAGGGUCAGCAGAUUUUAGCAAUUUUGACAACUAUCCCAAAAAUUCGGAAGUUCCACCAGAUGAAACAUCAGGAUGGGAUAUAAAUUUUUGAAAAUCGUUAAUAAUGUUAACAGUCAGCAAUCCUAGAUGCCAAAUUUGUUGUUGAAUAUGAAGCUCAAGGACAUGUUUAUAAAUCAGGUCUUCUACAUAUUAGGACGAAUUGUGAGAAGGCAAAGAAAAGGACAGCGACAUUUUUAAUGCCAGUACUAGUAUAUGCAUUGUUUGUGAUAUUCUCUUCAGUUAAAAUGUAUACAUAAAUUUGGACGUCCAAUAUGACAUGGCAUAUAUUUUGAUGUGAAUUCAUGCAAAGAUACAUUUAAAAGUAUUAAACAUAUACAUGUACAAACUAUUCCAUAACUAAACGUACAAAUUAAGACUAGACAUUAACAACUAGACCAUGCAUACCUCAGAUUUUGUUUCACUUUUUAUCAUGUCUUGAUUUUGAUCAUUUUAUGAAUCAUAAAUUUUGUGUGAUAGUUUUUUUCCUGAAAAAAUAUUGUACAGAAUCUAUCAAAAACUCUCGAAUAUGCAUUGAGUUAUUCUUAACAAAAUUGAUCAGACAUUUAUAUUCAAAUUUAAUUAGGUAAAAAUUAUCACGAGUAUUAGUCGUUUUUGAAAAUAUGAAUGCAAAGAGUGGCGAUAAUGCAACUAUUUGUAACAUCAACAUUUAAGAUUAUCUGGUAAAUGAUGGCACUUUCAUAUCUGUCUAGUUUCUGAACAUGCCUGUCGAAAUAGCAUCUGAUUAAAUCCGCCUAUGAUUGAUUGUAAGUGUUGAACACUAUUUUCAGCACAUUUCCCUAUAUUGUAGCAGGCAGUUUUUAUUGGAAGGAAUGCCGGAGUGCCCACAGAGAACCACUGAACUUCGGCAAGAAAACUGGCAAUCCUUGUCAAUAAUUAUCGGAGUCGAACCUACCUUAAUACACGAACGGGGUUCGAAAUUAUCAACCUUUCAUACUUUCUGAUAUACAAUGUAUAUCUAUAUCAUUAGCACUGAUGGGCUUACUGAAACAUACUAAUUCUUGGAAAUAUCCAUACGCUUUUUACAGAUACAUUGUUAUCGAGAGUUCAUGUGGUUUAUUCUUGGCAAUGGAGAACAGCAAACGACACUUUCACAUUUUGUCGAUCAUUUGGUUUUUUAGAAUAUUUUUUUAUCACAAAACAUGAUUACCAAUUAAUUGGAGUAAAUUUAUGCGAUUUUCAUGAUCGUUGCAAAAGAUUAAGAUGACUGUCAGCAGAAUAAAAAAAAACAAUUCAAAUUUAUCAAUGUCAGUUCGAACAUUAAUGACAGGUCACAGUUAUGAAGGUCAGGUCAAACACAUUUUACGUUAUAUUUGUUGCCACUAUACGUAAAUUUACAGGUAGCUGAGUAGGGUGAUACAUUGUCUGGAAGCCGGGAAGAAAGAUAACCAUGAUUUACGAAGCACCAGCAUCAGUCAUAUUACAACUUCAUCUUGUAGUAUGGCCUCGAAUUAUGUCCUUUUUAUUUUCAAAACAAUAUAUUAAAUGAAAAUGGUAAUCCAGACAGUUAUUUUAUCAAUGAACGACCUUUAUUGUAAACGUUAUGAUGUUCAUCUAGAUUUUAAAAGUUGGUAAUGACAAUAGCCCUUUGUUUCUUAUAUUUACCCUGAUGCAUCAGUUUUUUUGUUUUUUUUUUCCAAUGAUAACUUGGUUUAUUUGCCGCAAAUCGGAAAUUAUAUAUACAUUCAUGCAAAUAGUAUCUUCUCGUGAUUAUUUCAUUGUGAGUAUACGGAUCGGCAAAAGUGGUCAUGUUCAGAAUUGUGUUUCAUGGUGUCAAUAACAAGGCUACUAGAGAAUUAUUUUCACGUAAGGGUUCAAUAAAGUCAUUUUACAAAGUUUUGUUUGAGUACUGCAUUAUAUAUGUCAGAUUAUUAUAAUAUAAUCAAUAUUUCCUGUACAGCUUAAUUUUAAAUGAUUUUAUGGGUUUUUUUAAAUAUUUUUACGUCAGUUCGAUUUGUUUGCUUUAUGUUUUCGGUAAUAACAAAAUAAUCUAGUAAACAUUCCAUACAUAACAGUUGAUAAUUUGAUUCAUAGUUUAUAAUUCCUGAAAUAACUUUGCGAUAUCAAAAUAAAUAUAACCUCUUUAUAAAGUCGUUUUCAACCAAAUUCAUUUGAAAUAUUAUGAAAUCCUUCAUAACAGAUGUUCAAACUCUACAUCGCAUUCACAGCUUGUUAAUAACAAAGAGAUUAGGGUUAUAUUUGAAGUUUUUUUUUUCCUUUAUAAAUCAAACCUGACUUAUUGCCUUAGUGGAAAAUACUGAAGUCAGUAACAGUAGAAUUCAAUUAUAUAAGUUACACUUGCCCGCAGGUCUGUUGUUAACUAUGGCUUGGCGUCUGUUGUCUUCAAAAUAUAUCAAUUUUGUAAUUUCCACUGAACCAAUCUCCCUCAAAGUAUCAAUUGACAAAUUAUAUCUUUCCUCUGAACGACUGAAUGUUGUCUAUUUGAUUCAUUUAUAGACUGUUUAUUUAUAAUCAUUUCUGAUAUAAUUAAUUUAUUCUUUUCGUAAUUAGAGCGACGUAUCAAAAUGCAGUCAUUCUCUCAUAUUAUAAAGCUGCAUAGUUUUGUUUUAAUUUGAUAUUUAAAGUGAACUGGUGCUAUUUAAUUGUAUAAAUUAAUUCAAAUUGUUCAUUAAAAGACUGUGUUGGUGCUGUAUCUAGCUAUAUAUACCAAAGUUUCUUUGGGGUCUUCCGCGGUAGAAUAUGUGCAAAAUAUACGAAAAAUUUUAGUCUUGAACAUGAUAUGGAUAAUGAAAACAUAACAUUGUUGGUAACUGCCUGAUUUCAGUUAGCAGUAUUAACUUACGAUCAUGUCAAAGUGUGUGUGGAUAUGUAUUUUUGCUCUUCAUUUUCCUCAUCGUUUAGUAAAAAUCUUUUUUUCAAUUUAAUGUUUUGUUCAUUUAGAUAUUACGUUCAGGUAAAAACUUGUUUUUCUUUUUACCUUGCCAUGGAAACAAUUUUGUAAUUACGUUUAAGUUAGAUAAGCGUCAAUGUUUUACAUGUUGAAAUGCAUUUUUGUUAUCAAGCAUUGUGAUGAAAUAUGUUGUGUUUUAAUACUGAUUAUCCAAUGCAACUUGUUCAAAGAAAUAAAUAUGUUUGGGAA
Molecule: messenger RNA, 5863 nt
Organism: Mytilus californianus (California mussel)
Lineage: Eukaryota; Metazoa; Mollusca; Bivalvia; Mytilida; Mytilidae
Product: cGMP-dependent protein kinase egl-4-like
Exons: 20
Coding region: 461-2797 (778 amino acids)
Biological process (GO): protein phosphorylation
Molecular function (GO): ATP binding; cGMP-dependent protein kinase activity
Source: RefSeq, a predicted model, not a curated record